Molecule: messenger RNA, 1194 nt
Organism: Fusarium coffeatum
Lineage: Eukaryota; Fungi; Ascomycota; Sordariomycetes; Hypocreales; Nectriaceae
Exons: 5
Coding region: 1-1194 (397 amino acids)
Biological process (GO): D-sorbitol catabolic process
Molecular function (GO): zinc ion binding; L-iditol 2-dehydrogenase (NAD+) activity
Source: RefSeq, a predicted model, not a curated record
AUGUGCUCCAUUGCAGCCUCUCAACCAUUGACAAAUAACUCAAACCACACACAAGAACACAAGAUCAAACCUAGCGGUCCUCCUGACAAUGCUCAAAUCAUCCAAGCUCCCUUACCAAACCCGUCUCUGCAAGUAACAGCCGACCACAACUUGAAGAGAGUCGAUGCGCCAGUAUAUGCACCUCAGGCUGGUGAAGUGCUUCUUCAUAUCAAAGCCACUGGCAUCUGUGGGUCGGAUGUUCACUUUUGGAAGACAGGACGUAUUGGAACUCUAGUUUUCGAGGGCGAUUGUAUCAUUGGACAUGAAGCUGCUGGUGUAGUGAUUCGAGUUGGCGAGGGUGUCGAUAACUUCAAGCCUGGCGAUCGAGUGGCCGUCGAACCGGGCGUUCCUUGUAGUCAUUGUUUCCUCUGCAAAGAUGGCAGAUACAACCUUUGCGAAGAUGUUGAGUUUUCGGGUGUCUACCCAUAUGCUGGGACUCUGCAGCGAUACAAGGUCCAUCCUGCCAAAUGGAUUCACAAACUUCCUGACAACGUUUCCUUCGCUGAGGGUGCUCUUCUGGAACCUCUGAGUGUUGUUCUCCACGGCAUCAACUCUGCCUCCAUCACCAUCGGAACACCCGCUGUUAUUUGCGGUGCCGGACCCAUUGGUCUUCUUGCUCUGGCAUCCGCACGGGCUUCAGGUGCUCACCCUCUUGUUAUCACCGACGUGGAGCCUAAGCGACUGGCAUUUGCGAAAGAGCUGGUCCCUACAGUGAAAACCUACCAAGUCGACACUACAAAGAGUAACGAGGAGAACGCAAAGGCUGUAAGACAACUGUUUGGAGAAACAGAGUAUGUUCAGCCAAGGGUUGUAUACGAGUGCACAGGUGUUGAGAGCAGUGUCUGUUCGGCUGCUUUCAUGGUUCGUCGUGGCGGUGUUCUUAUGGUUGUUGGUGUUGGACGAUCUAUUAUGAACAACCUGCCUUUUAUGCACCUGUCUCUGGCCGAGAUCCAGCUUCGAUUUAUCAACCGAUACAAAGAUACGUGGCCUGCGGGUAUCGCAUGCAUUGAAGGGGGUCUUGUUGAUGUAAAGAAACUGGUAACCCAUAUCUUUCCUUUGGAGCAGGCACUUGAAGGCUUGACUCUGUCGGCAGACCCCAAGAACGGAUCUAUCAAAGUGCAGAUUGUGGAUGAAACAGAGACAACUUUCUUCUAG